This is a messenger RNA of Lodderomyces margitis, 1029 nucleotides long. RefSeq names its product Oac1p (gene OAC1). The record is from RefSeq and is a predicted model, not a curated record. Bases 1 to 1029 code for a protein of 342 amino acids. Gene Ontology annotation, biological process: transmembrane transport. Lineage: Eukaryota; Fungi; Ascomycota; Pichiomycetes; Serinales; Debaryomycetaceae. The transcript has a single exon.
AUGAGUCAACCAGAGUCUAGACUAAAAAUAUCGCAUGAGAUACAGGUGAAAAGACCCGUUUCAAGCAAUGCUCACCAGAAUAAUGCACAAAAAGUCACAACUUUGGGUGGCUUUAUAGCUGGUGGUGUAGCCGCAUGUGGGGCAGUUACCUUUACCAACCCAAUAGAAUUGAUCAAAACAAGGAUGCAACUUCAGGGCGAGCUAUCGAAACUGUCAGGACAGGCCAAGCUAUAUAAAAACCCAUUCCAAGCUUUCAAGACUAUCUAUGCACACGAAGGAAUACGAGGUUUACAGCAAGGAUUGAUUUGUGGUUACUUUUACCAGCUUGGAUUGAAUGGUUGUAGGAUUGGAUUUUACGAGCCGAGUCGAUACUAUAUCACCAGGUUGCUUACCCCAGCAAAUAUUGAAAAUGGACAUGUUCCACAAAACCUAUUCAUCAAUGUUGUUGCCGGAUUUGUAUCUGGAUCGGCUGGUGCAGUUUUGGCGUCUCCAUUCUUUUUGGUGAAAACCAGGAUGCAAUCGUAUUCGAAAACUGGUGCGGUUGGUCAACAGACAUAUUAUAGUGGAGCAUUUGAUGGUUUACGGCUGAUCUAUAAAGCGGAAGGUUUCAAAGGAUUAUACCGUGGCGUGGAUGCAGCCAUUUUGAGGACGGGUGCUGGUUCUGCGGCCCAAUUGCCAGUAUACAACUUGACAAAAGGCUUUGUUUUGAAGCACCACAUUGCCAAGGACAAUACGUUAUUGUUACAUUUCAUAAGUGCGUCAAUGGCUGGUCUAGGCGUAGCAAUUGUGAUGAAUCCCUGGGACGUUGUGUUGACAAGAAUGUACAACCAAAAGGGAAACUUAUACAAGGGACCUUUGGAUUGUUUCCGGAAAACUAUUGCUAUCGAAGGCCCAAUGGCCUUGUACAAGGGUUUUUGGGCUCAAUUGUUUAGAGUUGGGCCUCAUAGUAUCUUGACGUUGAUUUUUAUGGAGCAAUGCAUGAAUGCAAUGGUUAAAAUUGAACAUAGACUUGGGUUGGCUCCUGCCUGA